AUGGCGGUGGCUGCGUGGCUUCAGGCGUCUCCAGUCAUUUUCCUCCUUUUGGUGGCGCAGCCGUUCCCACGGUCGUCUUUCGGUGCGGGGCCGGCGUCCGUGUAUGCCGCAGACAGAUCCAAGUGGCACGUCCCGAUGCCGUCGGGAAAAAAUUAUUUUGGUUUUGGAAAGAUUCUUUUCAGAAAUACUACCAUCUUACUGAAAUUUGAUGGAGAGCCUUGUGAUCUGUCUUUGAAUAUAACCUGGUUUCUGAAAAGUGCUGAUUGCUACAAUGAAAUUUACAACUUCAAGACAGAUGAAGCAGAGACAUAUUUGGACAUGCUCAAGGAAAAAAAAGGCUUGUCUGGGAGAUACCAAACAUCAUCAAAAUUAUUUCAGAAUUGUAGUGAACUCUAUAAAGCACAGAGCUUUUCUGGGGAUCUUAUGCAUCGACUUCCUCUUUUAGGAGAAAAACAGGAGGCUAAGGAAAAUGGAACAAAUCUUACCUACACUGGAGACAAAAUUGCAAUGCAUGAACCAUUGCAGACUUGGCAAGAUGCACCAUACAUUUUUAUCGUGCAUGUUGGCCUUUCAUCCUCAAAGGAAUCACCAAAAGAAAAUGCACUAAGUAACCUUUUUACCAUGACCGUUGAAGUCAAGGGUCCCUAUGAAUACCUCACUCUUGAAGACUACCCACUGAUGAUUUUUUUCAUGGUGAUGUGUAUUGUGUAUGUCCUCUUUGGUGUUCUCUGGCUGGCGUGGUCUGCCUGCUACUGGAGAGAUCUCCUGAGAAUUCAGUUUUGGAUUGGUGCCGUCAUCUUUCUGGGAAUGUUUGAGAAAGCUGUGUUUUAUGCAGAAUUUCAGAAUAUCCGAUACAAAGGAGAAUCUGUCCGGGAUGCCUUGGUCCUUGCAGAGCUGCUCUCAGCAGUGAAACGCUCGCUGGCUCGAACCCUGGUCAUCAUAGUCAGUCUGGGAUAUGGCAUAGUCAAGCCUCGCCUUGGAGUCACUCUUCACAAGGUUGUGGUGGCAGGAGCGCUCUAUCUUUUGUUCUCUGGCAUGGAAGGGGUCCUCAGAGUUACAGGGUAUUUUUCUUACUCCUUGGCUCUGAUAGUAAGCCUGGCCCUCUCUGCAGUUGAUGCCUGUAUUAUUUUAUGGAUAUUCAUUAGCCUGACUCAAACAAUGAAGCUGUUAAAACUUCGGAGGAACAUUGUAAAGCUCUCUCUAUACCGACAUUUCACCAACACACUUAUCUUGGCAGUGGCAGCAUCUAUUGUGUUCAUCAUUUGGACAACCAUGAAGUUCAGAAUAGUGACUUGCCAGUCGGACUGGAGGGAGCUGUGGGUGGAUGAUGCCAUUUGGCGAUUACUCUUCUCCAUGAUCCUCUUUGUCAUCAUGAUUCUAUGGCGACCAUCAGCAAAUAACCAGAGGUUUGCCUUUUCACCAUUGUCAGAGGAAGAUGAAGAGGAUGAGCAGAAGGAACCAAUGCUGAAGGAGAGCUUUGAAGGAAUGAAAAUGAGAAGCACCAAGCAGGAACCGAAUGGAAAUAGUAAAGUAAACAAAACACAGGAAGAUGAUUUGAAGUGGGUAGAAGAAAAUGUUCCUUCUUCUGUGACUGAUGUAGCACUUCCGGCCUUGCUGGAUUCAGAUGAGGAACGAAUGAUCACGCACUUUGAAAGGUCAAAGAUGGAGUAAGCUAUGGGAAGCUGCUGUAGAAGAUGGCUCAUAUCAGGGAAGAGACCAACUUACGUGUCAGUCUCCUGCUGCUCCAUGGGAUUAAAGGAGGCAAAGGCAUCGUGCUCUGUUCCUUGAUCUUUGUGCAUGGAGCUGGGGAGAGAUGUCAGCCAAGAAGAACAGCAUACUGAAAACAUUCAUGGGAUGAGAAAAAUCUACAAGCUUCUUUACGUCAUUGACACCCUUUCCCUCCCAAACCCCAUCAUGGCUGUGUUUUCUACCUACAAGUUGUCCCUGAACUUUCUGUUCAGUUGUUUAAUCUGUCAAACUAGGAAGCUUAAAAUUUCUGAAAGGACUGUGUGUCAUCUACACCAUAAUUUGUCAUCUCUAGGAGCAACUGCCUGUGGUUUUAUUUAUUUAGGAAAGUUGUAUCGGUGAUGGGAGAAAUUGUCAUUUAUUUUUGAGUUUCCCAGGGAGUCACAGUUACAUCUUGCAGAAGUAGUUUGAGUAAAAUAGGCCCUUCGGAGUUAAGGAACCAUAGAUCUAUCAGUGACCAAAAGGGAGAGGGGGAAGAGAGAGAAAGUUACAUGUGAUUCAAAAUCAAGUGCAAUUUUGUUUACAAAUGGUGUAUAUUAAAGAUUUUUCUAUUUCAGAUGUGCUUUAAACAGAAAUAUUAGCGUAACUCUUCUGACAUCUGAUACUACGACACAUCCCAUUGCUGGCAAUGUGGUGCACACUCCAAGACUUUUAACUACCGUUUAGUCAGCCUCCAAGGGUGGCACUGCAGAGCCGCAGGCAGUGCUCAGUUUGCCUUAUGCCAUUCUUUGGGAUUGCACCAGAGGCCAAGAGGUCCUCUGUUGAAGGGCUGCGAUUGUUCACCCUGCAGGAGGGACUACCAUGCUUCGGAAGGGGAGCUCACAGAAAGGGAACGGGUCCCAUUGCUCUACAAGCAGCUAUUCUUGCAUGAAGUGGUGUGGAGGCCCUAGACUGCUGCUUUUUCUUUUCUUCCCUUUUUUUUAUUUUUAUUUUUUUAAAGAGUGACUGUUCUGGUAUCUGGUGUUGGCUUAGACACUGCUUGUAAGGAACAUCAUCACCAGGUGAUUGGAUUCACUUGAAGCACUGUAUUUCAGUUUUAGUGGCUUUAUCCUGUUUUACCUUCCCAAAAUUUUUGUUCUACAUAAAAAGUUCAUGCCACUUUUUAAUAUAAAAAUUUUAACAAAA
Molecule: messenger RNA, 2871 nt
Organism: Meriones unguiculatus (Mongolian gerbil)
Lineage: Eukaryota; Metazoa; Chordata; Mammalia; Rodentia; Muridae
Gene: Tmem87a
Product: transmembrane protein 87A
Exons: 20
Coding region: 1-1671 (556 amino acids)
Biological process (GO): retrograde transport, endosome to Golgi
Cellular component (GO): Golgi cisterna membrane; Golgi apparatus
Source: RefSeq, a predicted model, not a curated record